Molecule: messenger RNA, 348 nt
Organism: Anisakis simplex (herring worm)
Lineage: Eukaryota; Metazoa; Nematoda; Chromadorea; Rhabditida; Anisakidae
Source: the annotation of a GenBank genome assembly
AUUCAGAAUCCAUGGAAAACAUACGGUUAUGCGGUAGUGUUUGGAACACUGGGUUAUUUGGGUGUGAACGUGGUGCUAUCGUUGGUACGUACUUCGGGUGCGUUGUUGGCGGUCACAGUGACCACAGUGCGCAAAGCCAUCACAAUAGUGGUUUCGUUUGUGAUGUUUGCGAAGCCAUUCACAAGUGCUUAUUUGUGGGGUGGUUCGAUCGUUAUGCUGUCCAUCUAUCUGAAUCUCUACAAUAAGAAUCGUCUCAAAUGGGAUCCAAUGAUCCGAAAAUGGAUCGACUACGUGACCGGUGCUGAUCGCAUUCAACGACCAACAUUCAAAACUACUGAAGUGUUGUAA